AUGCCACCCGUCGCCCUGUUUCUGAUUUCCGCUCGUCGCCCUCCCUUCUUUACGCCGCGCACGCUUCCGUACCCCGCUCACGUUUCCUCCCGUCGCUCUCAUCCAUUCGCCGCACUCCGAUCCGCUCGACGCUCUCCCUUCCGCGCGUCUCCCUCCCUUCCGCGCGUCGCCCUCCCAUCCGCUCGUCACUCUCCCUUCCGCACGUCGCCCUCCCUUCCGCACGUCGCCCUCCCUCCCGCCCGUCGCCCCGCCCAUCCACAUGUCGCUCUCCCUCCCACCCGUUGUCCUCCCUUCGUCUCGUCGCCCUCCCUCCCGCUCAUCCCCGCGCCAUCCCCGUCUCCCUGUCUCCCCGUCGCCCUCGCUUUCCCGGUCUCCUCUUUUUCCCCGUCUCCCUGCCAUCCACGUCGUGUCGCCCUCGCCAUCCCUCCCGUCUCCCUUUCCAUCGCAACCUUGUCACCCUUCUACCCCUACACACGCCCUUCCCUCCUCCCAAUGAUUGCCAAUCGCCCCCACGCUGCUUACCUCUCUCCCUCUUGCCCCCAUCAUCUGCUUUCCCCCAUCCCCUUCCCUGCUUUCCCCCAUUCCCUUCCCUGCUUUCCCCCAUCCCCUUCCCUGCUGUCCCCUUCUUCCUGUUCCCCCCCCCCCCUUCCCUUUCCCCCUCUCCCUGUCCCCCUCUCCCUGUCCCCCUCUCCCUGUCCCCAUUCUCCCUGUCCCCCCUCUCCCUGUCCCCAUUCUCCCUGUCCCCCUCUCCCUGUCCCCAUUCUCCCUGUCUCCAUUCUCCCUGUCCCCAUUCUUUCUGCCCCUCCACUCGCCUCCUCCCUUUCGUACCACCAGCCUUUUCCCCCAAUCCUCCACAUUCCCCCUGACAUUACACCCACCUUCCCUCACUCUUUCCUCUUUCCUCCACCGCAUACCCCCCAUUGGCAGUGA
This is a messenger RNA of Closterium sp. Naga37s-1, 930 nucleotides long. The record is from the annotation of a GenBank genome assembly. NCBI's taxonomy places the organism in Eukaryota, Viridiplantae, Streptophyta, Zygnematophyceae, Desmidiales, Closteriaceae.